UUCGCAGUUCGCAGGCAUUUCUGAUGGUACUAUCUGAUUAUCAAGCAAUUUAUUGACCCACUGACAUAAGUCAACAUAAACAUUUUUCAAUAACGGACGUUAGUGAUGCCUGCGGAGGAGGCUAGCCUGUAAUGUGCUAACGUAUAUAUAACGUGUCAUAUUUAGCCUAGAGAUCUGAAAAUAAUUAGAGAUGCCUCGGCCUGCGGAGAAAUUUACGGACUCACGGAGAAAGCUCAUAUUUUGUGAAAAAUCAAAAAUUCCAAAUUUUCUUGCAUGUUGGAUACUAGAGGAUAACUAAGGACAGCGACAUGUCGUUUGUUUAUUCCUGGAUUACAAUAUUCGUUUCCUGGAAUCAAAAGUGAAAACGAUAGAGGAGAACCUUUAGAGAUAUCAAACGUCUGACGUUUUCUUCGAUCGUUUUUUUAAAUCAGAUUAAACUCAGUCGAAAAUACGAAAUGGAAGAUGAGGAGUUAAAGAAACGUUUAAACAACUCGGGAUAUAAGAACUGGUUGAAAGUAUCUCGUGCCUUGAUUGAAUCAAAGGAAGCUCUACAUGACUUCACUGAAAAAGUCAUUGUAGACGUUCAUAAUGAUAUUAAAAGUAAAUUAGGCACAGGAGAAUGUACCAAGACCCCCAUUUGUAAUACGAAAAAAGGAAAGCCGCCAAUUUGUGCCAGCUGUAUACAAUGGGUGGCCGAAAUCAAGACGAAAAAAUGUGACGGACAGCUGAUUUGGAAGAAUGCUAACCCACAAAUAUGGCACAAUACUCAUUGGGAAAUUGCAAAAUGUUUUAUGAAUGACCAAGGGAACAAAACUAAUGCAGCUGCCAAUACAGGGCCUGCUAAGACUGACCUUUCCGGAUUGUUGAAUGUACUUGUAAAUUGUAAGGAAUUCAAACUUAAACAUUUUAAGGAUAAUAAUAAUUUAUUACCCAAAAAUGUUAGAAAUGUUCGGAAUAAGCUGAUGCAUUGUGCAACAAUGUCAUUCACUGAUGCAGAAAUGCAGGACAUGAUAGAUACAGUGAUUGCCCUUCUUGAAGAUGAUAAGGAAUUGAAGCAUUUGCAAAUGUGCCAAGAAAAGGUAGAACUGAUCAAAUCAUUGAGAAAUAGUGAGCUUGAGCUGAAGCCAGUAGAUGAAAGUGAGUGCAUCCGGGCAGCAUUGGAAGCUCAUGCAUUUGCCGUUGAAUCCGGAGAGGUUGAUGAAAGCAUGAAAUUAUUAUAUGAGAAACUUGUUGAAUUGAUCAAAGGAAACAAGGAUCUGGAAAGAAAAUUUGACAAAGAAAUAAAAAAAAUUAAUAAUGAGAUUGAAAAGAUGAAGCAAGAUUCUGCUGCCCAAUUUCAAGAGGUCCAUGUCACCUUGGGUGAGCUCAAAGGUCAAGUUCAGUCACUUUUAAAACUUGCUAAUGGUGAAGCUUUUUCAAAUCCCCUUUCAAGUAAUGCAUGUUCAGCACUUGAACAUUCUGAGAUGAAGUCAUUUUACAAAAAUGCCUUACAAAGUUAUGCGCAGAAGAGGAAACUUGACCCACCAAGAUAUAGCUAUGAAGUUGAAGGUGGUAAAUAUAUUAGUACAGUUUUUGUUGGUGAAAGAAAAUUCAAAGCAAAGGAACCAAAGCAAUCAAAGAAGGAAGCAGAUCAAAGUGCUGCAGAGGAGGCAUUGAGGACUCUAGGGAAUGAAGAUUCAGAACUUUUAAGUAAUAAAAAUAUAUCUGUGUUAACUGAACAACAGCCGGGUAUGAGUAGUGAGAUACCUGAACCAAAAGAUAAAUUGAACUAUAAAAACUUGUUACAAGAAAGAGCCCAGAAGAAGAAGAUUCUAAACCCUAUUUAUAACAACCAGACGAAAGAUGCUGGGUUUAUUUCUGAAGUAAUGUAUGAUGGUAAAUGGUAUUCCCCAGAGGUUGUUCCACAGAGUAGGAAGGUUGAUGCUCAACAGAAAGCAGCCAAAUUUGUUUUAGCUGUUUUAGACAGUGAAGAAGAAAAGCCAGAGCUUAGUUCAGGCAACCCUUCUCUUCCCGUGCCAAGUCAAGGUGACACAAAUGGAAAAGAGAUGAAUUUAAAAAAAAACACAUCAAAGUCAUUUAGAGUGAUUCUUAAUGAACAUGUACAGAAAGUCAAAAAGGGUCUUGAGAGUGCAGAUAUCAAGAAGCGAAGGGGAUCAAGAUGGAAAGUUUCUUUGUAAGGUGACAGUAUUUGGGGAAGUUUAUGAAAGUCCAACAAGCGAAAACAGCAUAGCAGAUGCAAAAGAAUCAGCAGCAACCAUAGCUUGCAUGGCUCUUCAGUUGGUUGAAGCUGUACCAAGAAAUGUGUCAAGAUCUGUGGAUAUGGAGAAGGAGAAAGUACCUUCGGUAGAACGUAUUUCUGAUGAGGUUGAUUGUAGUGCGCCGCCUCAAUCAUUUUCGACAGACGAAAAAACUAGUACAGAAACGCCUACGAGCAGCACAAAUUUUUCUCCGGUUGAUAGACCUGGUGGGAAGACAUACAAAAGUAUGUUAAAUGAAUAUGCUCAGAGAAUGGGAGAGACCCCGGAAUACGAGGAAAUUUUAGGUACAGAAUUUCGAAGUAAAGUCAAAGUAUGUGGCAAAACGUUCGAGUGUGUUGAAAAUCAGCCCAACAAAAAAAAAUCAAAAGAAAUGGCGGCAAAGGAGGCAAUGAAAUAUUUUGAUGGAUUGUCGGCCGACAAUUCCCCCAAAACGAAUGCAGAAAAAUACUUUUG
Molecule: messenger RNA, 2711 nt
Organism: Dendronephthya gigantea
Lineage: Eukaryota; Metazoa; Cnidaria; Anthozoa; Malacalcyonacea; Nephtheidae
Exons: 3
Coding region: 456-2177 (573 amino acids)
Source: RefSeq, a predicted model, not a curated record